UCGGUCGCUCGGUGAUGUACAGACUGGUCGGUCGGUAGGUUCGACGCUGGUCGUUAUUUCGCCGUUGGUCGGUCGGUUGGCGUCUUCCUCCUUUGUGUAUCGUUCCAAUUUUAACGGCUGCCGCCCUGAAGGACGGUCAGGAAUCCCCGCGUUGGGCGGUCGGUAGGUCUGUCGGUAAUUUCCUUGCUGGUCGUCCCCGCGGUGGUCGGUCGGUCGGUAAUUUCCCCUUGCUGGUCGUUCCCGCGUUGGUUGGUCGUUCACUUCGCCGUUGGUUGGUGGUUGGCUGGGACGUUGCUUCAUUCGACCGGUCGGUGGGUCUGUCGUCGCCGUGUUGGUCGGUCGGUCGGUCUGUCGGUCAGGAGUUCCCGCGUUUGGAUGGGCGGUCGGUAAUUUCCUUGCUGCUGGUCUUUCACGCGUUAGCUGGUCGUUCAUUUCGCCAUCGGUCGCUCGGUCGGUCGGUCAGUCAGGAGUUCCCGCGUUUGGUAUGGGCGGUCGGUAUAUUUCGUUGCUGCUGGUCAUUCCCGCGUUGGUCGGUCGUUCAUUUCUCCAUCGGUCGCUCGGUCGGUCGGUUGGUUCGUACGUUGGUUCAUUCCUUCGGUUGGUCCGCCGGCCGUGAAACGAAUAAGGGGGAUGACGGACCGUCUUCGUGCUACCAGCAGUAGUGGUAUUGGUUGCAAAGGCAAGGAGAGAGUAGCAGCUAUAGCGGGUCACAUCUGUCCGAUAGCAGGAGGACCAGGAGAUAGAGAAGGAGAUCGAGGAGGAGGAGGAGGAGGAGGAGAAGUCUCACGUUUUGACGAAGUUUCGUUGUUGGCGGCGAUGGCUAGCGAGGAGGUCCAUUGCGCGCCAAUUUCUGCUUGGGCGAAGUUGGCCCAAGCUCCAGAGGACCCCAUUCUCGGGGUGACGGUCGCUUACAACAGGGAUCCCAAUCCCGUCAAGCUGAACCUUGGAGUGGGUGCGUAUCGUACGGACGAAGGGAAGCCGUACGUCCUUCAUGUCGUACGUCGGGCCGAAGCCGCUCUCGUGGGCGACAGGAGCCGCAACAAAGAGUACCUGCCUAUCGUCGGCCUGGCGGCGUUCAACAAGCUGAGCAGGGCUUUGGCAUUCGGCGCCGAUCAUCCUGCCGUCCUGUCGAACCGCAUAGCCACGGUGCAAUGUCUGUCGGGGACGGGAUCUCUGCGUGUGGGGGCGGAGUUCAUGGCCCAACACUACCACACGCCCGUCAUCUACGUGCCUGUCCCGACCUGGGGCAAUCACAACAAGGUGUUCCCCAAGGCCGGCCUGAAGCUGCUCACUUAUCGCUACUACGAUCCGGCUACGCGAGGGCUCAACUUCGCCGGGAUGAUCGAUGACCUCCAGGCCGCCCCCGAUGGAGCUGUCAUCCUUCUGCACGCCUGUGCGCACAACCCCACCGGCGUCGAUCCUCUCCCGGAGCAGUGGGAUGCCAUUCGACAGGUCAUCAGGGCCAAACGCCAGCUGCCGUUCUUCGACAGCGCGUAUCAGGGAUUUGCGAGCGGCGAUCUGGACGUUGAUGCGUAUUCUCUGCGAAGUUUCGCUGCCGACGGCGGCGAGAUGGCCCUUGCCCAGAGCUUCGCUAAGAACAUGGGUCUUUACGGUGAGCGAGUCGGGGCAUUGAGUAUGGUGUGCGCGACGCCGGAGGCGGCUAGGCUUGUGGAGGGCCAGCUGAAGCUUGUCAUUCGACCCAUGUAUUCCAGUCCCCCUCUUCACGGCGCCGCUAUCGUUGCAACUGUGCUCGGUGAUGAGAAGCUGUUCCAGGAGUGGAAGGUCGAGCUCAAGGGCAUGGCUGACCGAAUCAUAGACAUGAGGGAGAAGCUCUACCAAGCUCUCGUUGCCAGAGGAACGCCGGGCAAUUGGACUCACAUCCUCAAGCAGAUCGGCAUGUUCACGUUCACAGGAUUGAACAAGACGCAAGUGGACUUCAUGAGAGAGAAGUAUCAUGUGUAUAUGACUGGAGACGGUCGGAUUAGCAUGGCGGGGCUGAGCACAUCGACGGUUCCAAGGCUUGCAAAUGCGAUUGAUGAUGCUGUAAGGAAUGUCGCCUGAAAGGAGGACCAGACGCAUUCGUUCGUUUGUGCUUUGGCACCGGAGGAGAGGAGCAGAUGAUGAUGAUGACGAUGAUGAUGAUGAUGAUGAUGAUGAUGAUAUCAUCAGCACGAGAGCCAUCAUCAGAGUGCUUGCGAUGAAGACUUUUCUGAUUGAUCCGUUGCCGUCGAGAGGACGGCGAUGGCGAUGGCGAUGAUGAUGAUGAUGAUGAUGAUGAUGAGGAGGAGGAGGAGGAGGAGGAGGAUGGGUGGUGGAGAAGUUGGGUCCGUUCUUCCUCUUCGAUCGGACCGUUCGUAUUUGUUUUUCCUUUGUUGUUAUUGGUUUUCUUUUGUUUUCUGUUCUGUAUUAAUUCUUUUGGGUAGGUCGCUGGUGACGGAGACAGAGAGACAGUAUUCUCUCAGUUGUUUAUGAUGGACGUGAGCAAAAUGAAUGCUAACGGGCUUCUCUGCGGAGAGAGAGAGAGAGGGUAGACAAAUUUGUUUGUUUUUGUAUUCUUUAUCAUUUUUGGAGCAAUUCACUGAUGAAGGACAUUGUGACAAUGUUCUCUCAGUUGUCUGUGAAGGAUAUGCCUGCGCGCGCGCGCGAGAGAGAGAGAGAGAGAGAGAGAGAGAUGUUACGGAAACAGUGGAGGGAGGGAGGGGGGUAUGCUUAUGCAUAGAGAAGGAUGUUUGGCGCUAAGGAAGAUGGUGGUGGGUAUGACACUGACGAUUCGACUCUAGUUUCCCAAAGCUCUUGAUUGGCUUUGUGGGAGCUGCUUUGGUACAUCACAAGCUUUGUGUAAGAUUUGCAACGGAAUUGUUGCGUAGAGGACUUGGACCUUCCUGCCGCUAAGGUGAUAAGGUGAUUACCCCGUCCUGUCGUCUUGUUGAACACAAAGCGCUCUGUUAUUGAGAAUGUAUACACGCUAUCUUUCCGGUUCCGUACAGCCAUAAAGGGGGUGCGUUGUGAUCGGGGAAGAUGGUGGCCAGGAUAUUGCUGUCACCGGUGACUGGAAUAUAUUCUGAAUGAUAGGCUUGGUUCAUUCUUUGUCCAGUUGUAAUUCCUCCUCCUCCUCCUCCUCCGCUUCCUCUUCCUCUUCCUCUUCCUCCCCGUCGUCCUUUCUUCUUUUUCUUAUUCUGUCCAUCCACGAUCAUUGUACGAACCUGACCGGGAAACCUGUGUGUAUUCAUCAACGUUGUAAUUCCUCCUCCUCCGCUUCGUCUUCCGCCUCCUCUUCCGCUUCCUCUUCCGCUUCGUCUUCCUCUUCCUCUUCCUCUUCCCUGUCGUCCUCUCUUUUUUUCUUAUUCUGUGCAUCCACGAUCAUUGUACGAACCUGACCGGGAAACCUGUGUGUAUUCAUCAACGUGUGAUAGAGGAAAAGUACGUGUGAUUAGUUUGCCGGCGGCCGUGUGAGAGUUGAAAAGGCGACCUGUAGCUUGCGCGAUUCAUUUUGAGCGUUAAGGCUUUUUCGCUGCACUAAACCAAAUGGGCAAACAUGAGAACGAAUCUUCCGCUAGAACGUGGGAAGAUGCAUUAUUGAAAGUUGACCUGCAUAGUUUUAGUUUCUCUUUUGUGUUUUUUGGGAGUAGAGUGGAGCGAGGUGGUCUUAAGGCCAGGAAUUCGAUCCACAGCUCACAAAAUGAGUGAAACGAGAAUGAAUCUUCCGCUAGAAC
Molecule: messenger RNA, 3713 nt
Organism: Chara braunii
Lineage: Eukaryota; Viridiplantae; Streptophyta; Charophyceae; Charales; Characeae
Source: the annotation of a GenBank genome assembly